Messenger RNA from Lodderomyces pseudojiufengensis, 2595 nucleotides. RefSeq lists its product as uncharacterized. The coding region runs from base 1 to 2595 and encodes 864 amino acids. Lineage: Eukaryota; Fungi; Ascomycota; Pichiomycetes; Serinales; Debaryomycetaceae. The record is from RefSeq and is a predicted model, not a curated record. Gene Ontology annotation, molecular function: protein binding. The transcript has a single exon.
AUGAAGAAACCAAAGAAAGAGAAUAUCAAAAAGAUCACUGAACUACUACAUAUUCCUAGAGAUCAAACUAGUGAAGCAAGAAUUAAAAUUCAUAUACGGAAGAAAUUAAAUGAUAUAAUGCAAAAUAAUGGAGAAAUGAUAAGAUAUAAUAAAAGAUUAGUUGAAAGAGUUCAAAAAUCUUCAAGAGAAGAAAGUACAUUACGUAGAGCUUUAGGUAACCUAAAGAGAACUUAUGAUUCUGUUAUGUUUCAAGAUAGGCAGGGGAAACCGUUCAGUGUAAGUACUCUACGAUUUAAUGAUUUAAAAUUUCGUAAUGAACAAUCAAAAGUUAUAUUUGAAAAUGUAAUGAGAAUAAAAGAUGCAAAUAAAAGACAAGUUAAUAGAACAUUAGCAUUGACUUUAUUGGGAACUAAUGAAAAACAAUUAAAAGAUCCUUAUUUUAUAACUAAAAAUGUAGUUGAUUUAUUAGCAUAUGAUCAAGAAGCUCAACGAGCGUUAUAUUUAUGUCGAAUAAGUGAUAAAAGACAUGCGGUAGUUGGAAUGAAUACUAUAAUGGAAUGGUUUUUUGAUAGAAACGAUCAAAAAAAUGGAAUUAAAGUAUUUAAUGAAAGAAGAAAUUAUGGAAUUGCAAGUGAUGGAUAUACAUAUUUAAGAUUAUUUGAUGGAGUUUCAAAAACAAGUUCAUGGGGUAAAGUUAGUAAUGAAAUGAGUGAUAGAAUGAUUGAAACUUUUAAAAAUGGAAGAGAAAUUAUACAAGAUCAUAAAAAUAAAAAUUUAACUACAUCAAUUUUUAAUGCUUGUCUAAGUAUAUUGGUUAAAAAUUUUAAUCAUAGACAAGCAAAAGCUUGGGGAUUUUUUGAUGAAUUAAUGGAAGAUAAAAAGUUAAAUAUAAAGGGAAUCAUACCUGAUUCACAAACUUUUACAAUUUUGUUGCAUGGUGUUAAAAAAUAUACUGAUUUUGAAAAAAAUAAAAUUUUGGAGGAUAAUACUUUAUCAUCACAUGAACGUAUUGUUAAAUUAUUAGAUCUUGAAGCAGGUCAUAUAAAAACAGCAGAAGCAAUUUUUUUAAAAGUAAAAUCAUUAGCAAUGCCACCUAAGGAAACUUCAGAUCCUGAAGAAAACAAAAAAUUGAUAGCUAGUUGGCUCAAGACUAGAAUUCAUAUUGAUAUGCCACUAAUAGCUACAUGUAUCAGUAGUCUAUGUAGUCGUGAAUCAGGAACAGGUGUUGAUUUAAAAGGUGGUUCACAUUAUUUAUAUAAUGAAAGAGCAUUAAAAGUAUUAAGAACAGUUUCACCAGAAAUUGAAUUAAUUUUACAAUUUUUAGAAAAAAAUGAUGGAAAUGCAGAUGAACUUAUCAAGGCUUCACAAAAAGUUCAAAAUCAUACAGAUUUAAGGAUUAAAUUAGCUUUAAAUGGGUUAAAAAAUAAACCUAAAUUAACCUAUGUUGAUAAAAUUGAUGAUUUAAUACCAAAAAAUGUGAUCAAUGAAUUGGACAAUGAUAUUAAUCCAUCAGUAUACAUGAAUUAUCUUGAUAAAUUCAAGAAAACACCAGAACCAUUAAUUGAUUUUAAACGUGAUUUAAAUUUUGUUGAAAAAUCAAAUACUAAAAAGAAAUUAAAAAUUGAAAAAAAGAGAUUAGAAGAAUUACAAUAUUCAGUAAAUAAAUUUUUAUUAAAUCAAACAUUUGAUAGUUUAAUUAAUAUUGGGAAAUUUAAACAAUAUGUUGAAGCUUUUUGGUUUUCAUUAAUUCAAUGGGGUGGUUUAAGAAUUUAUCCAGCUGAUUUGAAAAGACAUAAUGUAUUAGAUAAUUUUCUUGAUAAAAUUAAAAAUGUUCGUCUGCAUCAAAAUGGUAGAAUUCCAUCAAUAAUUGAUGAUGCAAUGUUUAAUUCUUUUAUAUAUAAAGUUGGAGAAAAUGGAAGAUUAAAUGGUUCAACUAGAACUAAUAUUAUUAUGGAAAUGUUUACUGCAUUAGUAUUUGCAAGAUAUAAAGUAGAUAGUAUUGACAUUAAACAAGAUCAUAUAGAGAAUAUGUAUUCAACUUUUUUUAAAGAUAUUCAUUAUUAUAAUGAUUCCAACAAGAAGACAACAUAUAGUACAAAACCUCAUUUAACAUUCAAUCAAUUAAAUGAACUAUUAAAAAAUUUACAAACUUUUACAAAUGUUUAUUUUGCUCAUUUAAAAAAAUCUAAAACAUCAUUUAUACCAAUUGAUUUUUAUAACUUUAUGAAUAAAAUUAAUGAUACAAUAAAUUUUGCAAAUUGGUUACAAGUUGAAACUUUAGAACAAAAAAUUCAUUUAAAUAAAUUAUUGAUAAAAGCUAGUAUUAGAUAUUAUAAACCUAAAGCUAUGAUUGAAAAGGGAGAUGAUAUAAAUUAUGUUGGUUCAAUAGAAACAAAUAUAAAUAUUUUAAUGAAAUUAUAUAAUGAAGUUGAAAAUUUAGAUGAAUCAAAUCAAACUAUAAAAAGUGGAUUAAAAAAAUUAAUGUCAUUAGGUAAAAAGUCGAAAGAGGAUGAAUCAGUUGAUAACAAACUUACGAAAUUACAAAAGGAAAUUUAUGAUUUAAUAGAUGUAAAUAAAAUGGAAACUACAAUGUAA